Messenger RNA from Ilyonectria robusta, 474 nucleotides. RefSeq lists its product as uncharacterized. NCBI's taxonomy places the organism in Eukaryota, Fungi, Ascomycota, Sordariomycetes, Hypocreales, Nectriaceae. Gene Ontology annotation, cellular component: cytoplasm. The record is from RefSeq and is a predicted model, not a curated record. Gene Ontology annotation, molecular function: glucosamine-6-phosphate deaminase activity; identical protein binding. The transcript is spliced from 2 exons. The coding region runs from base 1 to 474 and encodes 157 amino acids. Gene Ontology annotation, biological process: D-glucosamine catabolic process; N-acetylglucosamine catabolic process; carbohydrate metabolic process.
AUGAGAUUGAUCAUCCGCGAUGACGCUGCGUCGUCUAGCGCCUACGUUGCGCAGUACGUCGUCGACCGCAUCACCGCCUUCAACCCCACGCCCGAGAGCCCCUUCGUCCUCGGCCUGCCCACGGGCUCCAGCCCAAUGGGCGUGUACAAGAUCCUCGUCGAGAAGUACAAGGCUGGCCAAAUCUCCUUCGAAAACGUCAUCACCUUCAACAUGGACGAAUACGUCGGCAUCCCUCGCGACCACCCGGAGUCGUACCACUCCUUUAUGUGGAAGAACUUCUUCUCCCACGUCAACAUCCACCCCUCCAACGUGCACAUCCUCAACGGCAACGCCCCCAACCUCGAGUACGAGUGCGUCGCCUACGAGGACGCCAUCAAGCGCGCCGGCGGCAUCGACCUCUUCCUCGCCGGCAUUGGUGAAGACGGCCACAUCGCCUUCAACGAGCCUGGUUCCAGCCUCGCCAGCCGCAUUUAG